Messenger RNA from Chrysemys picta bellii (western painted turtle), 3031 nucleotides. RefSeq names its product membrane metalloendopeptidase (gene MME). Gene Ontology annotation, biological process: protein processing; amyloid-beta clearance. Gene Ontology annotation, molecular function: metalloendopeptidase activity. Gene Ontology annotation, cellular component: plasma membrane. Lineage: Eukaryota; Metazoa; Chordata; Testudines; Emydidae. The record is from RefSeq and is a predicted model, not a curated record.
CAGUGCUCCCCUGCGCUGAGGGCCACCGGCAGGCGCCUCCUUCCCUUGCCAUCCCCGAGCAAGCUGUGGCGGGAGUGCCUGGCUAAUCCCCCUCCUCCUCGCCCGGUGCGGGCAGCGAGGUGACGAGGGGUUCUUCUUCCUGCCCCCAUCCCAUUGUACGAUCGCCCGGGGGAAGCCUUCGGCUCCCCCCAGCGAACUAUUCAGCCGGCCGCCGGGAGACAAGGGCUGGUUUAUUGCCGCCAGCAAAGCCUGGCUCUGCAGCCGCCGCCGCCAAACUCCGACCGCAGCCGGUGCGGGAAGCAGGCAGCGCUCUGCUGGGCUUUGAUGUCUUGGAGAUGCCGCAGCUCCUCGCCCCUGGCCGUGCUGCAGCCGGAAUCUGAGCCCAGCGCCCCAGGAGCAGAAUCUGUGCCCCGCUCUACCUCCCCAGCCCAGCCGCUGUCCCGCCGGCUCCCGGCGACUGCUCAGCCGGGGACACCCAAGGCUGCCUUCGUUUUUUCAUUGGUCGGUGAUGUGUCUAUUUACAUCCGCACCGAACUUCUCCGAACAUCAGCUGAAUUUGGGUUAUGGGCAAGUCGGAAAGCCAGAUGGAUAUAACUGAAAUGAACACUCCAAAACCAAAGAAAAAACUGCGAUGGAGCGCCCUUGAAAUAGGGCUAGUUGUUAUAGUGAUUCUCCUAACUAUUAUAUCUAUCACAAUGAUAGCUCUGUAUGCAACAUAUGAUGAUGGUGUUUGCAAGUCUUCAGACUGUAUAAAAUCAGCAGCCCGAAUCAUUGAGAAUAUGGACACUACUGCAGAACCUUGUAAAGAUUUUUACCAAUAUGCCUGUGGAGGAUGGUUAAAGAAGAAUGUCAUUCCAGAGACCAGCUCCCGUUACAGCAACUUUGACAUUUUAAGAGAUGAACUAGAAGUUGUUUUGAAAGAUGUCCUUGACAGGGACAACAGUAAUGACAUAGUGGCAGUGCAGAAAGCAAAAACUCUGUACAGAUCAUGUAUAAAUGAAACUACUAUUGAUAGUAAAGGUGGAAAACCUUUAAUCAAUAUAUUGCCACGGGUGUCUGAAUGGCCUGUAGCAACAGAUAACUGGGACUCUGCAUAUGGUGCCAGUUGGACAGCUGAAACAGCUAUUGCACAACUGAAUUCACAAUAUGGGAAAAGGGUCCUUAUUAAUUUUUUUGUUGGCACAGAUGAUAAGAACUCCACAGCGCAUAUCAUUCAUAUUGAUCAACCUGGGCUUGGUCUGCCUUCUCGUGACUACUAUGAAUGUACUGGUGCAUAUAAGGAGGCGUGUUCAGCCUAUGUGUCUUUCAUGAUUUCUGUGGCUAAGCUAAUUCUCCAAGAAAAAAAUCUCACCAUCAAUGAAAGCCAGAUUUCUAAAGAAAUGGAAAGAGUUAUGGAUCUGGAGAUAGAGAUUGCCAAUGCUACAACUAAACCUGAAGACAGAAGCGAUCCAGUUCUGCUGUACAAUAAAAUGACAUUAACAGAACUCCAAAAUAACUUCUCUUUGGAGAUCAAUCACAAGCAAUUCAACUGGUCAGAAUUCAUAAAUAAUAUAAUGUCAACUGUGGAAAUUAAUGUCAAGAAUGCAGAAGAUGUGGUUGUUUAUGCUCCAGAAUAUCUAACCAAACUAAAGCCUAUUCUUAAUAAAUAUACUUCCAGAGACAUUCAAAAUUACAUGAUUUGGCGAUACGUAAUGGAUCUUGUAAACAGUCUAAGCCGUAACUACAAGGACACAAGGAAUGCUUUUCGUAAGGCACUUUAUGGCACAACAUCAGAAACAGCUGUUUGGCGGCGCUGUGCAAACUAUGUCAACGGCAAUAUGGAGAAUGCAGUGGGACGGCUGUAUGUAGAGGAAGCAUUUGCUGGAGACAGUAAACAUGUGGUUCAAGAAAUGAUUACACAAAUUCGUGAGGUUUUUAUAACAACGUUAGAUGAACUCACUUGGAUGGAUGCAGAAACCAAAAAGAAAGCAGAACAAAAAGCUACAGCAAUUACAGAGAGGAUCGGCUAUCCAGAUGAUAUCAUAACGGAUAACAAUAAACUGAAUAACGAAUACCAAGAUCUGAACUACAAAGAGGAGGAGUACUUUGAGAACAUCAUUCAAAGUUUGCUAUUUAGCCAAAGGAAGCGGCUGAAGAAGCUCAGAGAAAAGGUGGACAAGGAACAGUGGAUAAGUGGGGCUGCUGUCGUCAAUGCCUUUUAUUCUGCAAGCAGGAAUCAGAUAGUCUUCCCUGCAGGCAUUUUGCAGCCACCUUUCUUCAGUGCCUCUCAAUCCAAAUCACUGAAUUAUGGUGGCAUUGGUAUGGUCAUUGGCCAUGAAAUCACUCAUGGAUUUGACGACAAUGGUAGAAAUUUUAAUGAAAAUGGGGACCUCAUGGACUGGUGGACGCAAGAAUCAGCACAACAUUUUAAGGAUCAGUCCCAGUGUAUGGUAUACCAGUAUGGAAACUUUUCGUGGGACCUAGCAGGUGGAAAACAUCUGAGUGGAAUCAAUACUCUGGGAGAAAACAUUGCUGAUAAUGGGGGUGUUAGACAAGCUUAUAAGGCCUAUGAAAACUUUGUCCAAAAAAAUGGAAAAGAAAAACUGCUUCCCGGGCUUGACAUGAACCAUAAGCAGCUGUUCUUCCUGAACUUUGCACAGAUAUGGUGUGGAACGUACCGUCCAGAAUAUGCUGUCAACUCCAUUAAAACUGAUACGCAUAGCCCAGGCAAAUUCAGGGUCAUAGGAUCAUUGCAGAACUCUGCAGAGUUUACCGAGGCCUUUUCAUGCACCACGACAGAGUACAUGGACCCUGCAAAAAAGUGCCGUGUUUGGUGACAGAGCUAUAAACCAGGCAGCCCAAGGACAAACUGCCCAAACAAACAGAAAUUUGGAACUUACUGGGAGGACUGGGGGAAGGAAAUGUGCUACAAAAGUCAUUUGUUAGAGGACAAAAAAAAAUAUCUGUGAGAUCAGAGAUUCAAAACAAUCAGUUCUUCAAAUUAAGGUUUAUUGCCAAGGCAACAAAUAUAAUAUAUAAGCUGCUUUUUUAU